GAAAAACGUCGUCUGCAAUUUGUUGUAGCAGCAUUCCUAAGCGUUGGAUCUUGGAAAUUCAUCGAUGCUGCUAAUGCCUAAUGCUGAACGGUGCAUUGGAAUAGACUGCAUGACUUUAACGAAGGGUACUAUGUAUAUAUAUGAGAUCUGCUCAAAGAAGAAUUGAAAAAUAGUGAAGGUUCAUCAAUGUUUUCACCAUGCCUGGAGAUUCUAGAAAAGAUUUUAUUCUUGUAACAGUGGCAAACUAUUUUGCUGUGCCCAUCAAUGACACAGCCAUUACAAACUUGUUUAAUGCACAGCCCCUCAAUGGGUUCCUAGAUGAUGGAAACAUUUCAGUUCUUGCUGGCAAGAUUGACCAGAGAGGUGGAAGGAAGAUUGAUUUACAAAAUCAAAUUGACCAAGGGGACAGCAAGGAGAGAGUAAUUGUAUUCUUCAAAAUCAAGCCAGAUGUGAUCACCCCUGAUAACACACAUUCCAACAUCAUUGUUUCGUCAAUGAUAGACUCUCCUCUCAGCACACUCUACCAUGCUCUGCAGAAGGUUUAUGCCCCACUGCUGCUGGAGGAUACAAAGUGGAGUAAGGUCAUUGACCCCAAACUGCAGGGUCUUCUAAAUGAGCUGGAGGUUGGCCUGGGCAGCACUCUUCGAAAGCAAGACCCUUCCUUUCGUGGCAGAGUAGGGGAUGAUGACAGACUAGGAGGUAUCCUGACACCCAUGGAUGAAUUUCAGUACUGGGCGGAAUUGUCCAGGUCAGGUGUACAGUCAGAGUUGAGAGAAGCAGCAGAGAACUAUGUGGAGCUGUUUAAACCCAUUUCAAAGGAUUUUGGUGGCCUGGAUUCCUUGGCAUUGUCUGAUGUGAUAGAAUUGGUGGAGAUAACCCAGGACACACUGGAUGAUGUGUGGAAGCAGAGUGAUCCCCCUUUUGCUGAAGCUAGAAUGAGGCAUCUCUUAGAUGUUAUUGCGGGGUCCUUUGGAAGGUAUGUUCAGCGAAAGCUGUCUAAUGAAGACCUUUGGCAGGGUCAGUUUAGCAGUGUGCGAGAAGCUCUGAGAAUGGGAAUCACUAUCUGCGAUCGUUGGACAAUAGCAUGUGAGACUCUCACAGUCCAGUUCUGGAAGAGACUGACGCAUCAUCCAUGGAAGGGAGAGAAAUUUUCUCCUGAGACACUGAAAAAACUGUCUGAAAGACUUGAAGAAAUUCUGUCCCUGCGUACCUUCCAUGAGCAAGUGCUCCAUCUGCUGACAGAUUCAGAGCGAAGGGAGCUUCAUGCUGUUGACGCCUUUAACCCAUUCCUGGGGCUGAACCCAGUGCAGUACAAUCCCUAUACACAGCCUCUGUGGGCUGCUGCUGUCGCACAGUAUGAGCGUGCCAUGGAGCCUGCCCAGCAAAAGGUUGCUGGCAAACUGCGCACCCAGUUUCAGGUCUUGGAUGGAAACCCACAGCAAUUACUGAGAGAGUUUCAGAGAUUCAAAGAGCUUAUUAAGAGGCCUGCAAUCAGGAAACUGAUGGUAUCCGAAAGAGAAACACUACUGGGUCAGCUUAUGGUGCACGUACGACAAAUUAGUGAGGACUUUUCCAUCCGCACAGGACAUAGAGGUGGCAAGGGUGUACCCAAGGGAAAGAAUCUGCCUGAUGUUGUCAACAACAUUGUUUAUGUUCGGCAGCUCGAAGCAAAAAUUGAUGAGACUUUGAUGACUGCAGAAACUCUUUUGGGCGAUCUGAAUGGGUUUGAGAAAUUUGGCAAAGACACAAGAGAACUAAAAGAAGAGCUGCAAAACUGGCGGCGAGAACAGUUUGAUGAGUGGUCACGGGAAAUGCAGGCUUUGAUAGAUGACCCAAAGCAACCACUCAGUUUAGAGACACAUGGUCGUCUCAUGGAGCUGAAUCACAAAGAUGGGAAGAUGAAAGUGAAUUACAGUGAACGACUGGUCACUCUGCUCCGGGAAGUUCGGCAGCUAGGAUCUUUGGGGUUUAGCAUUCCUUCCAAGAUUCAGACUGUUGCUGCUACUGCACAGAAAUUCUACCGCCAUGGUGUCAUUCUCAAACAGGUGGCUCACUUCUACAACACUAUUGAUCAGCAGAUGAUUCCCAGCCAGCAGGCAAUGAUGCUGGAGUCUGCACUGGCCUUCGAAAGACUUGUGAAGAAUCCCAAGUCAGGAGUGAAGAGCAAGGCAGAUGAUGUGCAGGUUACCUGGGAUAACCCUGAACAACUUGAGGCAUACAUAAGGAAACUGCAGGCUGCAGCUGACCAACUGACAACAGAAAACAGGAAGCUGAGGAAAUCCCACUACAUCGUGUCAGAGAAGGUGCAGCAGUUAAUGGCCAUAGAUCUUUUAAGACAGCAGCAACGUUGGAAGGAUGGGCUGAUGGACAUUCGUCACCUUAUGGCCAGCCUAGUAGAACAGGGCUUUGCUAGUGACAACAUGAAGCCGUGGCGAGCUCACUGGGACCGACAACUUUACAAAGCAUUGGAGCAUCAGUACCAGAUGGGCCUAGAGGCUCUUAAUGAAAAUCUGCCUGAGAUCAGGGUGGAACUUACCUACAGACAACAAAAGCUGCAGUUCAAGCCACCAUUUGAAGAGAUCAAGGCCAAGUACUUCCGAGAGAUGAAGAAAUUCAUAAGUAUUCCCAGUCACUUCAGAGGUGUUGGGGAAGGUGUAGAGAACCCUAUCUUUCCAGCCAUGAUUGAUCGCAAUGCAGAAGGCUUUGUAACUUGUUACAGGAAGGGUGCUGUGCUGUUUAAACGCCUGGCAGCUGUCGUGGAUCAGUUUAGGGACUGGGUGGUGCUGGGAGCCUUGGAUCUGGAGCAGUUUGUCGCAGAGCAUCUUGUUAAUCUAGCUGACUGGGAACGCAACUUCCGAGCUCUCAAAGCUCGAGGACGGGAUGUUGAAAAAUUACCAAGUGAAGCAAAGGUGGACUGCAUCAUUGUGAACCUGAUGCCGGUCAAAGCUGCUAUUGAUGAUCACAUCCAACGUCUGUUUGAUGCGUUGCUCAGCUCACUGCGCAAAUCUAUUAGUGCUGAUGUUGCUUCCAUCGACAGCUUUAUCACUGUGGCCACAGAGACACUGUCACAGCGACCACAGACAGUGGAAGAGAUUGGCCAGGCUAACGCCCAACACGUGGAGUAUGCCACAAAGAGACGUGAGGUGAAACCCUUAUUUGAGAAGGCUGAAGCCAAAAACAAGCUUUUGCGGUCAGUAGCAGGAGGUGGCGUGGACUCCCUGAGCCAGCUUCAAGGCCGCUGGGACAAAUUUGAGCUCAUGAUGGAAAGCCACCAGUUGAUGGUCAAAGAACAGGUGGAGGUGAUGAAGAACAAUGUCCAAGCCCGUGUAGCAGCCUUUCAGCAAGAUGUAGAGAAGUUUGCAGCUAGAUGGCAUCAACUCAAACCAGGGAAUGCCACAUUGGAUGCUGACAAGGAGACCUGUGACAAGGCUGUCUCUGUCAUCAGAGAUAAGCGACUGGAGUUUGCAGAACUGGAAAAGACUCGUGCUACACUGAUAUCCGACUGUCAGCACUUUGAGCUGAAAGAACCAGACUUUGUGGCUGUUGAGGAGCUGAAGCUGGACAUAGAGCAGUAUGAAGGCAUGUGGUCGCUGUAUGAGGAGUUCAAUGGAGGGCUUCAGGACAUGGCAAAAGAAGACUGGAUCUCAUUUAGAUCUAAGACCUACCUGUUUGAAGAGUUCUUGGGUGGCUGGUAUGAAAAGUUGAAAACUCGAGCAACAACCACUAUGACUGUGAGACUUCAGAGGGAUAUCGACACUUACAAGAAUAUCCUGCCAGUCCUGAAAUGGGUCCGAGGGGAGCCUCUGUCACAGGAUCAUUGGAUGGAGCUAUUCCGACUGCUGCAGAUGCCCCGUGGUACCACACUGGAAAAACUUACAUUUGGAAACAUCUUGGCUUCCAGUGAGCUCAUCAUAAAGAAUGCUGAGACACUAAAGGAGUUGAACCAAAGGGCUCAAGGGGAGGUGACCAUUCGUGAGGCCAUAAGGGAGCUAGAAUUGUGGGGAGCAGGAGCAAUGUUCUCCCUUACUGAAUAUGAAGACAGCCACAAGAAGAAGCUGAACAUCAUCAAAGACUGGAAAGAUUUGGUUAACCAGGUUGGUGACAAUCAGAGCUUACUGCAGUCUCUGAAGGACUCCCCAUACUACAGGAGUUUUGAAGACAAGGCAUCUGUAUGGGAGCAGCGCCUAGCUGAUUUGGAUGAAUAUCUUCACAACCUCAACCAGAUCCAGCGCAAAUGGGUGUACCUUGAACCGAUCUUUGGCCGUGGUGCUCUGCCUAAAGAGCAGGGACGCUUCAAGCGUGUGGAUGAUGAUUUUAGGACCAUCAUGAAAGAUGUAAACCGUGACAACAGAGUGCUGUCGCUGGCCACCCAGACUGGACUGCGUGUCCUCCUAAACACUAUGCUGGACCAGCUGGGUCGCUGCCAGAAGUCUCUCAAUGAGUUCUUGGAGGAAAAAAGAUCCUUGUUUCCACGGUUCUACUUUAUUGGUGAUGAUGACCUGCUGGAGAUUUUGGGACAGUCUACCAAUCCCACUGUCAUCCAGUCCCACCUCAAGAAGCUGUUUGCAGGCAUCCACAGUGUGGAGUUUGAUGGCGACAACCAGCACAUUAUGGCCAUGAAGUCUCUAGAUGGGGAGGUGGUGUUACUAAAGCACAAAGUCAAAAUUGUGCAGGAGGUAGAGGUGUGGCUAGGCAAGCUGGCUGAGGAAAUGAAAGUCACUCUACGAGAGCUGCUUAAAGAUUGUUUGAAAGAUGCAAAGUCAAGCCGUGGAGGACUUGAUCCUAACCGCUACCCAUCCCAGAUCUUGUGCCUGGCAGAGGGAAUCCGAUUUUCUGAGAACUGUGAGGAGGCCAUCAAGAAAGGAAGACUGCGUGAGCUGUUCAGUGAGGUGGAGGGUCAGCUGGAUUUUUACACCAAUGUUGACCUGGGAGGAGCAACUGAAGUAGAGGCUGUUGUACUUGAACUUAAGUUGAAAGCCCUGAUUCUAGACACCAUCCACAGCAUGGAUGUGGUGCAGCAGCUAAUGGAAGCUAACAUUCGUGCCACUACACAGUGGCAGUGGCAGAAACAACUCAGGUAUUACCUCGAUAAAGAUGGACUUUGCCGAAUGCGCAUGGUGGAUGCAGAAUUUGAUUAUACAUAUGAGUACCAAGGCAAUGCCCAGAAGUUGGUGCACACCCCACUCACUGACAAGUGUUAUCUGACACUUACCCAGGGAAUGCACAUGGGCUUGGGAGGAAAUCCCUAUGGUCCAGCUGGAACAGGCAAGACUGAAUCAGUCAAGGCCCUGGGUGGUCUUUUUGGCCGUCAGGUGCUUGUGUUCAACUGUGAUGAGGGCAUUGAUGUCAGGUCCAUGGAACGCAUUUUCAUCGGGUUGAUCAAAUGUGGAGCUUGGGGCUGUUUUGAUGAAUUCAAUCGUCUUGAAGAAGCAGUACUGUCAGCAGUGUCAAUGCAGAUUCAAGUCAUUCAGGAUGCCAUCAAAAACAGGGUCCCCUCCAUUGAAAUGCAAAGCAAAACAGUAAACAUUGACCACAACUCUGGCAUAUUCAUCACUAUGAACCCAGCAGGUAAAGGUUAUGGAGGACGUCAGAAGCUGCCAGACAAUCUGAAGCAGCUCUUCCGCCCUGUGGCUAUGUCUAAACCUGACAAUGACCUCAUUGCUGAGGUCAUUCUCUUCUCAGAGGGCUUCAAACAUGCAAAGAGUCUGGGGCGCAAGCUGGUGGCCAUUUUCAAUCUAUCCAGGGAACUGCUGACUCCUCAACAGCACUAUGACUGGGGUCUUCGUGCACUCAAGACAGUUCUCAGAGGCUGUGGAAACUUGCUUCAGAAUUCCAAAAAAAGUUCUAAUGGAGGCAAGAUUGAUAGCAACCAUGAGGCGAAGUUGGUGGUGCAAGCCUUGCGCAUCAACACAUUGUCCAAGUUGACCUUUUCUGACAGCACUCGCUUUGAUGGGCUAGUGAAGGAUGUAUUUCCAGGCAUAGAGUUCAAGGACAUUGAAUAUGAGACUCUUGCAGAAGCCAUUAGGUCCAUCUGUGUUGAGUCAAACCUUAUUGUUAAUCAGAAUCAAGUGCGUAAGGCCUUGGAACUGUACGAGCAGCUGCGACAGCGGAUGGGAGUGGUUGUGGUGGGGCCGAGUGGCUCUGGGAAAACCAUAUUAUGGCGAGUCCUGCGGCAGGCCAUGAUAAAAGCUGGACGGCAGGUUAAACAGUAUGUCAUGAACCCCAAGGCCAUGCCUCGCACUCAACUGCUGGGUCAUAUAGACAUGGACACGCGUGAGUGGACUGAUGGUGUCCUCACAUACAGUGCUCGCCAAGUAGUCAGAGAACCCAUAGAUGUGCAGUCAUGGAUUGUAUGUGAUGGCGACAUUGACCCAGAAUGGAUUGAAUCACUCAACUCUGUGCUGGAUGACAACAGGCUGCUUACAAUGCCCUCAGGGGAGCGAAUUCAGUUUGGCCCCAAUGUCAACUUUCUUUUUGAAACUCAUGAUCUAAGCUGUGCUUCUCCAGCCACCAUUUCAAGAAUGGGGAUGAUUUUUCUCAGUGAUGAAGAUGUAGAUGUCAAGGCUCUGAUACAGUCCUGGAUCAGCAGACUACCAGAACAGCAGCAGCAGAGGCUGAGUGGCUGGAUAGAGGACUGCUUUUACAAAGCUCUCACUUGGGUCCUGAAACAGAAUGAUACAGUGGUGGAGACCAGCAUGGUCGGGAUGGUCUUAAAUGGCUUGUCUCACCUACAUAAUGUGCAGUCCAAAGCCCACUUUGCUGUCUCUCUUAUUCAUGGCUUAGGUGGCAACCUCAACGAAGCAUCCAGGGAAAUCUUUGCUAAAGAGGUGUUUUCGUGGAUUGGAGAAUCGCCACCAGAUAACCGAAGACCAUUAGAUACAUAUUAUGAUGACACUCUGGGUCGUCUGAUGACAUACACCAUGGAGGUUCGCAGAUAUUUUGUUGGGAAAGAGAAUGCUGAGAGUGUGACAGUGGAGCAGUUUAGCUCACUGUCCUCUCUACCUGUGGUGCGCACCAGUGAUGUUCAGCGCAGCCUGGACUACUUCAUGCCCUGGCUUGACCCCGACAACAAACAGCCUUUCAUCAUCGUGGGACCAGAAGGCUGUGGCAAGGGCCUGCUGUUGCACCACAGCUUUCAAAACUUGCGCUCCACUCAAGUGGCUAUGGUGCACUGCAGCGCCCAGACUGGCCCAUCUCAUGUGCUGCAGAAGCUGGGCCAGACCUGCAUGGUGCUCAACACCAACACUGGCCGUGUCUACCGCCCCAAGGACUCAGAGCGCCUCAUCCUGUAUCUCAAGGACAUCAACUUGCCCAAGCCAGACAAGUGGGGCACAUGUCAGCUCAUUGCCUUCCUUCAGCAGGUCGUGACAUAUAAUGGAUUCUAUGACUCUAACCUGGAAUGGGUGGGACUAGAAGGAGUUCAAAUAGUGGCCAGCAUGAACGCUGGCACCAGCCUGGGACGGCACAAACUCACUUCCCGCUUCACAUCUGUUGUCAGGAUCUGUAAUGUUGGAUACCCUGGACUUGAGCAGCUACAGUCUAUCUAUGCUGCAUACCUCAAACCCAUCCUACACCGACAGCUGGCUCAACACCCAGUCUGGGGAUCCAAGUCCAAGAUUCAUGCUCUAGCUGGCUCCAUGGUGCAACUGUAUGAACAGUUAAGGGUACGUUUUACAGUGGAUGACUACAGCCACUACUUGUUUACUCCUCGUGACCUGACUCGUUGGGUGGUCAGCCUCUUGCGAUAUGAUCUGAAUGCAGGCUCAAAGGAGAACACUAAUGACCACCUUCUUGAGAUCUGGGCUUAUGAGGCUCGCAGGUUAUUUCGUGAUCGAAUCGUGGGAGCUGACAACCAGAGCAAGUUUGACAACUUGCUUAUGUCUGUCAUACGCAGUGACUGGUCGGCCAACAUCUUUGAAAAUAUAGACAAGACAUACUUUGUGACAUGGGGAGCACGAACGGAUACAGGUGCUCCGGCAUCAGGUGCAGGUGCACCUUUACCUCCCUUUGGCAAACCACUGGGCAAGCUAUCUCCAAGUGAUCUUCAGUCAGUCAUUGAGAGAGGCAUCAAACUCUACAGCAGGGAGAACCGGGAACUUGACAUCUUGGUCUUCAAAGAAGUACUGGACAAUGUGGCCUGUGUGGAUCGUGUCUUAACCUCCCCAGGUGGAUCUUUGCUGCUGGCUGGUCAGAGUGGGGUGGGUCGCCGCACGGCAGUCACAGUUGUUGCACACAUGCACCAGAUGCAGCUUUUUACUCCGAAAAUCUCUCGUAGCUAUGGUGACAAGCAGUUCAGGAGUGAUCUCAAGCAGGUGAUGCAGAUAGCAGGCCUUGAGGGCCAGCAGGUUGUUCUGCUGCUGGAAGAUCAUCAGUUUGUGGAGUUGCAGUUUUUGGAGCUCAUCAACAGCCUUCUCUCUGCUGGUGAGGUCCCUGGCUUGUACAGCCCUGAGGAACUAGAGCCACUCUUGUCUCCCCUUAGAGACAUGGCAUCAGAAGUGGGUUUUCGGGGCACUCUCAUUAACUUCUUUGCAUCACGUGUUCGAUCUAAUCUGCACAUUGCGUUAAUCAUGGAUUACACAAAUGUAAACUUCAUUCUCAACUGCGAAUCAAACCCUGCUCUGUACAAACAGUGCUGUGUCCAGUGGAUGGACGGCUGGAGUCAAGAGAGCAUGGUCCAUGUUCCUAGAAUGCUGUUGACACGGCCUCCCAAAGUGGAGGGGGGGUCAAUAGGGGAGUCCCAGCAAAAGAAGCGCAAGCUGUCUGGUGGAGAGGAAUUACUCAAGAGCUUCCUGCAUGUCCAUGAAUCUAUGGGAUCUACCAGUGCCACACCACUGCGCUAUCUCACUUUUCUGCGCACAUAUGAGAAAGUCUACAGCACCAAGAAACUCAAUCUAGAAGCAAAACAGAAACAUUUGCAGGCUGGUGUGUCCAAGCUAAAUGAUGCCAAACAGCUUGUAGAUGAGCUGAAGCGCAAGGCCAAUGAACAGAGUCAGCUGCUAGCGGAAAAGCAAGCAGAAGCUGAUGCAGCACUGAGGGAGAUCACUGUCAGUAUGCAGGAUGCCAGUGACCAGAAGAUUGAAAUGGAAGAACUGAAGAAGAGUGCAGCAGAAGAAAACAAGGCUCUGGAGAAGCGUAAAAAGGCCAUUGACCAGGAAAUGGCAGCAGUGGAGCCUCUUGUGCAGGAGGCUCGACGUGCUGUUGGGAGCAUCAAGCCUGAGUCCAUUUCGGAGAUCCGAGCCCUACGAGCUCCACCAGACAUCAUUCGUGAUAUCCUGGAAGGUGUGCUGCGACUAAUGGGCAUCUUCGAUACCUCUUGGGUCAGCAUGAAGAGUUUUCUCUCCAAGCGAGGAGUGAAGGAAGACAUCCAGACGUUUGAUGCCAGAAACAUAACCCCAGAAAUCAGAAAGAGUGUUGAAGAGCUGCUACUUAAGAACAAGGAUUCCUUUGAUUCAAAAAAUGCCAGGCGAGCAUCACAGGUAGCAGAGCCACUGGCUGAAUGGGUCACAGCCAACAUCAAAUAUUCAUACGUCAUUGAGAAAAUUGAACCCCUGGAAAAAGAACAAAAUGAACUUCGCAAGAAUCUGGAGCAUGCAGAGUCACGCAUGGCUCGCCUGAGUCAAGCCCUGGGAGAGGUGGAUCGCAAAGUGUCCAUGCUGCGUUCUCGCUUUGAGAACCUGACAAAGGAAGCAGCAGAGCUCAAGAUUAAGCUGGACAAAGAAAACGAAACCAUCCAUGCAGCAGAAACUCUGGUGUCAAAACUUGAUGGAGAGCAUCAUCGCUGGAACAUGCAGAUGGGGGAAUUCUCACAAGAAUUACAAGAGUUGCCUAGGCGUGCACUGCUUGCUUCUGCCUUCAUCACCUAUCUGGCCUCAGCACCAGAAGAUCUACGGCGUGAGCGCAUCAAGGCCUGGAUGGAGAUCGUGGGUGUGAGUCAGUUUGACUUGCGGCGGUUCCUGAGCACUGAGAGCGAGCAGCUUAUGUGGAAAGCUGAGGGUUUGCCCUCUGAUGAGCUUUCCAUGGAAAAUGCUAUGGUCAUUUUACAGAUCAAUAGCAUUCCAGUUGGGAGCUCCUUAAGGCCUUUUCUGGUUGAUCCCUCAUCACGAGCAACAGAGUGGCUGAAAACGCAUUUGAAGGAGCACAGGCUUGAGGUUAUUAACCAACAGGACAGCAACUUCAGCACAGCUUUAGAACUGGCAGUCAGGUUUGGCAAAACGCUUAUCAUACAAGAGAUCGACCGCAUAGAGCCCGUCUUGUUUCCACUACUGCGUGGCGACCUGACAGCACAAGGUCCUCGUUAUGUGGUUCAGAUUGGAGAAAAGGUUAUUGACUACAACGAAGACUUCAAGCUGUUUAUGGCAACACGCAACCCCAACCCUGAGAUACCUCCAGAUGCUGCAUCAAUCAUCACUGAGGUCAACUUCACUACAACCAGGGCUGGACUAACAGGACAACUGCUAGCACUGACCAUUCAGAAUGAAAAGCCAGAGCUGGAGGUCCGCAAGACAGACCUACUGAAACAGGAGGAGGAUCUCAAGAUCCAGCUGGCCAAGCUUGAGGAGUCUUUACUUGAGGAACUGGCCAGUGCCAAAGGUAACAUCCUUGAGAACAAAGAGCUCUUGGACUCUCUCAACAAAACCAAAGCAUCCAGCAUCACCAUUAGUGACAGUCUGGAAGAAUCAGUCCGCCUACAGGCUUCACUUGAUGCAGAGCGCAACAGUUACCUGCCCUUGGCAGCCAGUGGCAGCUGCCUUUACUUUGUCAUCAGCGACUUGGCAAAAAUUAACAACAUGUACCGCUUCAGUCUUGCUGCUUUCUUGCGCCUCUUUCAACGCUCUCUUCAUACUGAACAUGAUGGCAGUGGUACAGAAAUCCGCAUCCGCAGCCUGAGUCAACAACUGCAGCGACUGGUAUAUGAGUAUGUAUGCCGGUCGCUGUUCAAGGUUGAUCGCCUUAUGUUCGCAGUGCACAUGGCUCAUGGGACUAAACCAGAGCUUUUCCAAGAUAAUGAGUGGGAAGCAUUCACAGGAAUGUUGGUGGCAGAUGUCAAAGGAGAUCACCAUGCUCCCUCAUGGGUGGAUGAGGAAAGAGCGUCGACUGUUGCUGCGCUAAAGGCCAAUCUUCCCAGGUUGUACCAGCAGCUCAGCUUGGAGGACACCACUUUGUGGUCUAACUUUGCCCGCAGCAGUCAUUGUGAGGAGGAGUUCCCCUCAUCCAUCAGCAAACACUGCACGUUGUUUCAGCAAGUGUUGACAGUGCAGGCAACACGCCCAGAUAGACUUCAGAGUGCAAUGGCCCUGUUUGCAUGCAAAGCUUUAGGCAUGAAGGAGCUGUCUCCACCUAGCAUCAGUCUGAAGACACUGUAUCAUGAGACACUAGCCACAGAACCUGUCCUGGUGGUGAUCUCCCCAGGGGCUGACCCAUCACAGGAGCUGCAAGACUUGGCUAGUGAAAUCGUUGGCCUUGAACGUUAUCAUCAGGUUGCCAUGGGUCAAGGCCAGGCAGAAAUUGCCAUGCAGCUUGUACGUGAGUGUGCAAAUAACGGAGACUGGCUGUGUCUGAAGAACCUGCACCUGGUCACGGCCUGGCUGCCAGCGCUUGAAAAGGAGAUUAACAGCAUGAAGCCACAUAAAGAUUUCCGACUGUGGAUGACAGCUGAGGUUCACCCCAAGUUUCCAACCAUCCUGCUGCAAUCUAGCCUGAAGAUCACGUAUGAGUCUCCUCCAGGAGUGAAGCAGAACCUGUUACGUACCUAUGAAGGCUGGAGCCCAGAGUACGUUGCACGUGGGGGAAACACAGUCAGGUCCCAGGCUCUGUUUGCUCUGGCCUGGUUUCAUGCUGUGGUACAGGAGCGACGAGUAUACAUUCCACAGGGUUGGACCAAGUUUUAUGAGUUCUCACUGUCUGACCUCAGAGCUGGUGCUGAUAUCAUUGACAGGCUGUGUGCUUCAGGACAAGAUGUGCAGUGGAACUUUGUCCAUGGUCUGUUUGAGUUUGCCAUCUACGGUGGUCGAGUGGACAACCCCUUUGACAUGCAGGUUCUAGUGUCCUACCUGAAGCAGUUUUUUGAUUCCAGUGUCCUGAGUCCUCAGAAUAAGAACAAACGCCUUGGACCACUGCAUGUUCCAGUCUCUACCAACAGACGGGACUACCAAGAGGUAAUCAGCAGCCUACCAGAGAGUGAUCACCCUUCCUACUUUGGGCUGCCUGAGAAUAUUGAGCGCUCAGCCCAGCGCAUCAUCAGCUUGCAGGUUAUCUCACAGCUGCGCAUCUUACAGCGAGGGGAUGCCAAGGCCAGUCGCUUUGACAAAGAAGUGUGGGCCAAUCAGCUGGGGCCCAUCCUUAACCUGUGGAAAAAACUCAACCAAGGCCUGCAACUGAUUCAGACAAAGAUAGCCAUUCCCAGCGAGCGGGCUGGCCAUAGCUCACCUAUUCUGUCCUUCUUGCACCUGGAACGAUACAGUGGCAUCAAGCUAGUGCAGAGUGUCCAUGCUUCAUUGGCCGCCCUCUCCAAGGUCAUCAGGGGCACUCAGCUUCUGACGUCAGAAGUGCAGAACCUUGCUGCUGCCCUCCUGAAUCAGGAAACACCACUAAACUGGCUGAGCCAAUGGGAUGGUCCGGAGGACCCAGUUCAGUACCUGAAGGGACUUGUUGCUCGAGCCACUGCCAUUCAGAAAUGGGUUGACCAAGCAGAGAAUGGGACACUCCUUCGUGAUACCUUAGACCUGUCAGAACUCUUCCGUCCAGAUACCUUCCUCAAUGCCCUUCGACAGCAGACAGCCAGAGAGCUACGGUGUUCCAUGGACAACCUGAAGUUUGUUAGCAGCUGGCGAGGAGGCCUUUCUGGUGCCAAACUGCCCAUCAAACUGGGGGGACUGCAGCUGGAGGGUUGCAGCUUUGAUGGCACCCAGCUCUUUGAGAACCAGAGAGACUCACCAAGUGUUUCUGCAAUACCUCCGUGUUUAGUGGCUUGGGUGCCCAAGGAAUCUGCAGAUUCACACCUCACUGGAGAAACUAUCUCUUUGCCAAUCUAUUAUGACAUUACUCGAGACCGCAUUGUCACACGACUGGAUGUUCCUUGUGGUGGAAACAUCAACCAAUGGCUGCAAUGUGGUGCAGCACUAUUCUUGAAGAACCAGUGACCAAGCAUCUUCAUCUGGACUCUUGCAAUCAAGCUUCUGGCAUCUUAGGGAGAACUCCUAUAAGUGCUAUAAACACUUAAGAGGUUGUCUGAUCUCAGUGUAUAUAUUGGAUCUGAUUACUUAAUUUAUCUGGAAUCGGGCUGACUAGUUAAAAAUGAUCUAAGGGAGUUGUAAGAAGGCAGAAAAAAAUGUGGACUGUGCAUUUCAGAAACGUGUCUGAUACACUUGAACAGUUUGUUCAUAGUUACUGUUUUCUGCUCUUCAGCCAAGUCAGGAGCAAUUUGCCUUUAUUACCUGCAGUCUUUUAUGUAUAUUCUUUUGCAGCCAUUUAACAAAGACCAUAUCAGAUGCAAUUAAACAUUCACUUGUCUUGGUUUUUCACCUAAUUGCUUGCAGGAUGCAGAUGUUGCCUAAAAUGCAAUUUUGUUACAAAGUUAACGUAUUGCACAUUGCUGUUACAUUGCUCACAUUACUUUACAUAUCAUUUAAUUUAGCAACAGCACAAAGUUUUCCUUGUUAAAAUAAGAGUAAUAUAUUUCAUAGCUAGCCUAGUCUGUUCAAACACAUGUAAAAAGAUAAGAAACUUUACAGAUUUUAUUUGUGCUACAUAAAAGCCAAAUACUUCACACUGUGUGAUUAUUUGUGCAAGAGGGAAAACCUUUUGCCUUGCAGUGAUUUUGUGCAUUUCAUGGGAAAUGUAAAAAGACAGGCUCUGUUGUUCUGAGCAUUAUAAAAAUCCGUCCUUUCUUAAAUACCUUGUGCCAAGCAUGUUUUACUUUUGUUAAUAAACAUUUGCAUUUGCAACACCA
Messenger RNA from Pomacea canaliculata, 13948 nucleotides. Its product is annotated as cytoplasmic dynein 2 heavy chain 1-like. Gene Ontology annotation, biological process: microtubule-based movement. NCBI's taxonomy places the organism in Eukaryota, Metazoa, Mollusca, Gastropoda, Architaenioglossa, Ampullariidae. Gene Ontology annotation, molecular function: minus-end-directed microtubule motor activity; dynein light intermediate chain binding; dynein intermediate chain binding. Bases 198 to 13139 code for a protein of 4313 amino acids. The record is from RefSeq and is a predicted model, not a curated record. Gene Ontology annotation, cellular component: dynein complex. The transcript has 78 exons.